AAUCUCAAGAUUGGGACUUGCAAUAAUCAAACAAUAAAAAAACACACGACAAGGCAGAAAAUAUCUUGAAUGAGUUAACAUAAAAAAAUAUCAAACCCUCUCUCGAAGUUUCCUUCUCUAACUUCCAUCUCUCUCCCACAAAGAUAUUUUGUUGUGCAUUGCAUUUCCCUUCCACACAAAAAAAAGGCCAUUACUCCUCAACUCUCACAUAUUUUCUGAGGGAAACCUAAAUUUUCUACUUUUUUUUCUCUAGUGUUCGAUGCUGUAGAAUUGAAGGGUGAGAGAGAGGGAGAGAGAUCGUUGAAGACGAAGCGGUGAUCGAAACAGAGGAGAGAUCCGAAAAUGGAAGGUGGAGGAUCCAACGUUAGAUCUAGCUACUACAACGUCCUCGGUAUUCGCAAAGACGCCUCUGUUUCCGAAAUCCGCACUGCUUACCGUAAGCUCGCCAUGAAAUGGCAUCCCGAUAGAUACGCGAGGAAUCCUGGUGUCGCAGGAGAAGCCAAACGCCGGUUUCAGCAAAUCCAAGAAGCCUAUUCUGUCCUGAACGACGAAAAUAAGCGCUCCAUGUAUGACGCUGGACUAUACGAUCCCCACGAAGAUGAUGACGACGAUUUCUGUGACUUCAUGCAAGAGAUGAUCUCAAUGAUGAACAAUGUCAAAGGCGAGGGAGACAGCUUGGAGGACUUGCAACGGAUGUUCACAGAUAUGGUUGGUGGAGAUGGUGUGAGCUUUGACUGUAACAACAAUCCAAAGGAUAGCAAAAGACCACGUGUUAAUAUCUCAAGGAGUAGUGCUGCGAUGCGUUAGUACUUUGCUUCUCUUGUCGUGUUGGUUGUAUUAUCAUACUAACUUUCAGUUCUCAUUCCGUGUUCUACUUUCUUGUGUUAACUCUCAAGGCUAUAAAAUAAAAUAUCUUUGGAGUCAA
Molecule: messenger RNA, 925 nt
Organism: Eruca vesicaria subsp. sativa (arugula)
Lineage: Eukaryota; Viridiplantae; Streptophyta; Magnoliopsida; Brassicales; Brassicaceae
Source: the annotation of a GenBank genome assembly